This is a messenger RNA of Papilio machaon (common yellow swallowtail), 3412 nucleotides long. It is a transcript of the gene Hsc70-3, whose product is annotated as endoplasmic reticulum chaperone BiP. The record is from RefSeq and is a predicted model, not a curated record. Gene Ontology annotation, biological process: heme biosynthetic process; protein refolding; endoplasmic reticulum unfolded protein response. NCBI's taxonomy places the organism in Eukaryota, Metazoa, Arthropoda, Insecta, Lepidoptera, Papilionidae. The transcript is spliced from 10 exons. The coding region runs from base 123 to 3014 and encodes 963 amino acids. Gene Ontology annotation, molecular function: zinc ion binding; ATP hydrolysis activity; ATP-dependent protein folding chaperone. Gene Ontology annotation, cellular component: membrane; cytosol; endoplasmic reticulum chaperone complex.
CUCAUACAUUAUAUAAUAAAGACUUCCUGUUGAUUUUAUAAGCAAACUUUGUUAUAGCAAGUGAAAUCUGCUGUGGCACAAUUCAAAUUAUAUGUUUGUAAAGUUUUUAAAUAUUUAGUAAAAUGGAAAACCUAUUUCUUGCUCCCGAACAUGUUUUGCAAGGUGGAUACUUUCAAGAAACUCUUCGAAAAUUACAAGAACCAAAUACCAGCAUUGAACCUCAUAACUUAAUGUAUCCAGUGUUUUUGCUAGAAAAUGAGGAUGGCUUCCAAUCAGUAUCAAGUAUGCCAAAUGUCUACAGAUAUGGCAUCAAUAAACUUAUACCUGCACUCAAAGAACUUGUGGAAAAAGGCCUGAAGUCUAUACUUAUAUUUGGAAUUGUAGAAACAUUGGAAAAGGAUGCAACAGGCACAAAUGCGGAUUCCCCAGAAAAUCCAGUAGUAAAGGCGCUACCAAACUUAAGAGCUGCUCUACCACAACUACUACUAGCUGUGGAUGUGUGCCUCUGUCCAUACACAUCUCACGGACAUUGCGGUCUACUGACUGACAAGGGUGUUAUAGAUCAUGCUAAUUCUGUGAAGAGGAUAUCCGAAGUCGCUCUUGCGUAUGCUAAAGCUGGUGCUCAUAUUGUGGCCCCCUCUGACAUGAUGGAUAAUAGAAUUAAGGGUAUCAAGGAUGCUCUGGUCGCUAACAGACUACAGAAUCAGGUGUCGGUGCUGUCGUAUUCGUGCAAGUUCGCAUCGUCUAUGUACGGUCCAUUCCGUGAUACCAUGAAGAGCUCCCCGAUGGCGGGUGACCGCAAGUGUUACCAGCUGCCACCGGGGAGUGCCGGACUAGCCAUGCGAGCCGCUUGCAGAGACGUGGCGGAAGGCGCGGACUUCCUGAUGGUGAAGCCGGGGUUGCCGUACCUUGACAUCGUGCGCCAGACAAAAGACAAGUUCCCGCAGCAUCCAUUGUUCAUAUAUCAGGUGUCAGGUGAGUACGCGAUGAUCUGUCGCAGUGGUGACGACCGAGAAGUGGAGACCAUCCUCAUGGAGACACUCACCUGCAUGAGACGAGCGGGAUUGGUUUGCGCGGUGGCGCUCGUCUGCGCCGAGGACAAGAAGGAGAAAGAUAAAGACAUCGGCACAGUCAUCGGUAUCGACUUGGGUACGACGUACUCUUGUGUGGGUGUAUACAAAAAUGGCCGUGUGGAAAUCAUUGCCAAUGACCAGGGUAACCGUAUCACUCCAUCUUACGUAGCGUUCACGAGCGACGGCGAGCGUCUCAUCGGUGACGCCGCCAAGAACCAGCUCACCACCAACCCUGAGAACACGGUGUUCGAUGCCAAGCGGUUGAUCGGUCGUGAAUGGACGGACUCCACCGUGCAACAUGAUGUCAAAUUCUUCCCCUUCAAGGUGGUAGAAAAGAACAGCAAACCCCAUGUUUCCGUCAAGACCGCCCAGGGCGACAAGAUCUUCGCUCCUGAAGAAAUCUCUGCCAUGGUUCUCACCAAGAUGAAGGAAACUGCGGAAGCUUACCUCGGAAAGAAGGUCACACACGCCGUCGUCACCGUACCCGCUUACUUCAACGAUGCUCAGCGUCAGGCCACCAAAGACGCCGGUGUUAUCGCCGGACUUAACGUCAUGAGGAUUAUCAACGAGCCCACCGCCGCUGCCAUCGCGUACGGUCUCGACAAGAAGGAAGGAGAGAAAAAUGUGCUCGUAUUUGACUUGGGUGGUGGUACCUUUGAUGUGUCUCUGCUUACCAUCGACAAUGGCGUCUUUGAGGUAGUCGCGACUAACGGUGACACUCACCUUGGUGGUGAAGAUUUCGAUCAAAGAGUAAUGGAGCAUUUCAUCAAACUGUACAAGAAGAAGAAGGGCAAGGAUAUCAGAAAAGACAACCGUGCCGUCCAGAAAUUGCGUCGUGAAGUCGAGAAAGCCAAGAGAGCAUUGUCUUCCGGUCACCAGGUCAAGAUUGAGAUCGAAUCGUUCUUCGAGGGCGAAGACUUCUCUGAAACUCUCACAAGGGCGAAGUUCGAGGAGUUGAACAUGGAUUUGUUCAGAUCUACUCUUAAACCUGUGCAGAAAGUAUUGGAGGACGCCGACAUGAACAAGAAGGACGUCGAUGAAAUUGUGCUGGUCGGUGGUUCUACCCGUAUCCCCAAGGUGCAGCAGCUCGUCAAGGAGUUCUUCAACGGCAAGGAGCCAUCUCGCGGUAUCAACCCUGACGAGGCCGUCGCCUACGGUGCCGCUGUCCAGGCCGGCGUGCUCAGCGGUGAACAGGACACCGACGCCAUCGUGCUGCUGGACGUCAACCCUCUUACCAUGGGUAUCGAGACUGUCGGCGGUGUUAUGACCAAGUUGAUCCCACGUAACACUGUUAUCCCCACCAAGAAGUCGCAGAUCUUCUCUACCGCCAGCGACAACCAACACACUGUCACCAUCCAGGUUUACGAAGGAGAGCGUCCAAUGACCAAGGACAACCAUUUGCUUGGUAAAUUCGAUCUUACUGGAAUUCCACCUGCACCGAGAGGCAUUCCUCAGAUCGAGGUCACCUUUGAAAUUGACGCCAACGGUAUCCUCCAAGUAUCUGCCGAGGACAAGGGCACCGGAAACCGCGAGAAGAUUGUCAUCACCAAUGACCAAAACAGAUUGACACCAGAAGACAUUGAGAGGAUGAUUAAGGACGCUGAAAAGUUCGCAGAUGAUGACAAAAAGCUAAAGGAGCGCGUCGAGUCCAGAAAUGAACUGGAGAGCUACGCUUACUCGAUCAAGAACCAGCUCCAAGACAAGGAGAAACUUGGCGCUAAGGUCAGUGAUGAUGACAAAGCGAAGAUGGAGGAAGCUAUCGACGCAGCGAUCAAAUGGUUAGAAGACAACCAGGACACAGACGCGGAGGAGUACAAGAAACAGAAGAAGAGUCUAGAAGAUGUAGUCCAGCCCAUCAUUGCCAAGCUGUACCAGGGUCAAGGUGGUGUGCCGCCGCCAGGCGCGGGUGGAGAGGAUGAAGACUUCAAGGACGAGUUGUAAACUAAUAGGAUAUAACAAGUGAUCAUAGCCAAAUGUGAUCUCCGCUCAGUACAGAUUAUACACGGACUAUUUAAAUGUCGCUUCAAAGUAACAGCUUACAUAUUAGGUAAUAAAUCUUAAAUGUCACAUUAGCUCGUGUAUAAUCUGUACCGACGCACAGAUACUGUGUGUAGAUCGUUUUGUGUAUAUUUAUUGUUGUGUUUGUUUGUGUGCGUGCGGUGGACUCUAUCAGUCUCUGCAUGGCCGGCCGCCGCGCGCUGUAUGUCAGGCUGUAUGAAUGUGUCGUGGCUGUAUAAAAUGUUGCAUUUUUAUUUUUAGUAUAAUGCCAAUUGUGUGAGAUUUUUUUCUCUCAAAUGGGUCCCGUAUGUUGCGUUUGCACAACCCUGUAUGUCUGCUAA